AUGGCUAUCGUGCUAUCCGCCACGAUUGGCAUUGCGUUCGCUACAUUUGCCAUAAUUUACGCAACCCGUUGGCAUCUAGGGAGAAAGAAUGCUCUACCUCUUCCCCCGGGCCCAAAGGGCCUCCCACUUCUUGGAAAUGUCAACGAUAUGCCCAAAUCUGGCAUGCUUGAGUGUCACCAUUGGUUGCAGCACAAGGAAGUUUACGGCCCCAUCAGUUCCGUCACAGUGCUAGGGCAGACCUUCAUCAUCAUUAACGACCCUGAGAUUGCGUUUGAGCUGUUGCGCGAUCGCUCGGCGAUUCAUUCUUCGAGACCUAGCCAAACCUUCAGCGGUGAUAUGGUAGGAUGGCGGCAUGCCACUGCGAUGACUCCGUACUCCGCUGAAUGGAAGAUCCAACGCAAGAAUAUUACCAAGAUCGCGAGCACGAACAUUUCCGUAUCAGUAUUCGAUAAAGUGCAAGAGACAGAAGCCGCGCACUUCUUGCUCAACUUACUGGAGUCGCCCGACAAGCUCUUUGACCAUAUACGAAAAGAGGCAGGCAGUGUUAUUCUGAAGAUCACAUAUGGCUACAACACUGUAGCCAGCGGCAACGAUCCUUUCGUCGAUAUGGCUGCUAAAACCAUGGAGCAGUUCGCCGAUGCUACAGUUCCCGGGAAGUGGUCGGUAGAUAUGUUCCCGUUCCUGCGGUACUUGCCAGCAUGGCUGCCAGGCACGGGGUUCAAAGACACGGCGAGACGAAUGGAGGCGCAGCUUCGCCAAUGCACUAACCAGCCGUAUGAGUUCGUGAAAAAGCAGAUGAAAGAGCAAAGGCAUUCGCCAUCUUUCUUGUCGCAGUGCAUCGAAGGUCUCGGUUCGGAUGCUGAGAUGGAGUUCGUUCACAAAUGGGCGGCGUUGGCGCUCUACCUCGGCGGUGCUGAUACGACCGUGUCCUCCAUCAUGACCUUCUUCCUUGCCAUGACUGUCUUCCCCGAAGUCCAAAAGAAGGCCCAAGAAGAGCUAGACCGCGUCAUCAGCGGAAGCCGACUACCAGUUAGUAAAGACAAAGAGAAGCUUCCUUAUAUCGAAGCCACCAUGAAAGAGACCCACCGCUGGCACCUCGUCUUACCAAUGUGCCUUCCACAUUGCAGCACCGAAGAAGACACCUGCCGCGGCUAUCGCAUUCCGAAAGGCUCUAUCCUUCUACCAAACAACUGGCAUUUUACGCACGACCCCGAAGUCUAUCCCGAUCCGAUGGUCUUCAGACCAGAGCGUUUCCUCGAAACACCCACUCAUAAAAGUGAGCCCGAUCCUAGAAACUUCAUCUUCGGAUACGGUCGCCGCAUCUGCCCGGGCCGAUACGUGGCGGAUAACGCGCUCUUCAUCACCAUCGCCCAGACUCUCGCGGUGUUUGACAUUACCAAGUUCGUUGAUGGAGAUGGUCGCGUUGUGGAGCCGGAGGUGAAGUUUGAGCCGGGAGCGAUCAGUCACCCUGUGCCAUACCGUUGUUCGAUCAAACCGCGAUCGGAGGAACAUGAGCGGCUGAUCAAGGCUUCAGAGCAAUUGUUUCCUUGGGAGGAAAGCGACGCCAAAGAGCUGGAAAAUAUAAGCUGGUAA
Alternaria ethzedia is the source of this 1593-nucleotide messenger RNA. RefSeq lists its product as uncharacterized. Gene Ontology annotation, molecular function: monooxygenase activity; iron ion binding; oxidoreductase activity, acting on paired donors, with incorporation or reduction of molecular oxygen. Bases 1 to 1593 code for a protein of 530 amino acids. The record is from RefSeq and is a predicted model, not a curated record. The transcript is spliced from 4 exons. NCBI's taxonomy places the organism in Eukaryota, Fungi, Ascomycota, Dothideomycetes, Pleosporales, Pleosporaceae.